Molecule: messenger RNA, 4264 nt
Organism: Populus nigra (black poplar)
Lineage: Eukaryota; Viridiplantae; Streptophyta; Magnoliopsida; Malpighiales; Salicaceae
Product: peroxisomal ATPase PEX1
Exons: 17
Coding region: 170-3571 (1133 amino acids)
Biological process (GO): protein import into peroxisome matrix
Cellular component (GO): peroxisomal membrane; cytosol; peroxisome
Molecular function (GO): ATP hydrolysis activity; ATP binding
Source: RefSeq, a predicted model, not a curated record
AGCGCAAAAAAAAAAAAAAAAACAGUCAGCUCAUUAACCACCUCCUCCUCUCUCUCUCUCUCUCUCUCUAUCUCUAUAUAUCUUCUUCCAGCUCUACUCUUAAUUAACUUGAAACAAAACGCCAUUCCAUAGCUCUCUCUUUCUCCAUUCCUCCUUGAGGUAUCGAAAAAUGGAAUUCCAAGUGAAGCACGUGGGCGGUAUAGAGAAUUGCUUUGUCUCUCUCCCUUUCAACCUAAUCCAAAUCCUUGAAUCCACUCGCCGCCCUGCUCCUCUCCCUCCACUUCUCACUCUUGAACUACGUUCUCCUUCCGCCAACCGCCACUGGACCGUCGCUUGGUCCGGUGCUACCUCCUCAUCUUCCUCCAUCGAGGUUGCGCAACAAUUUGCAGAGUGCAUUUCAUUGCCUGAUCAUAUUAGUGUUCAAGUCAGGGCUGUUUCUAAUGUUGUCAACGCGACUUUAGUAACCAUUGAACCUCAUAGUGAGGAUGAUUGGGAAGUUUUAGAACUUAACGCUGAACAAGCCGAGGCUUCCAUAUUAAAGCAGGUGAGGAUUGUCAAUGAAGGAAUGAGAUUUCCUUUGUGGUUACAUGGAGGCGCUGUCAUUACAUUCCUCGUGGUUUCAACAUCUCCCAAGAGAGCGGUGGUUCAACUUGUUCCAGGAGCUGAAGUUGCAGUUGCUCCAAAAAGACGCAAAAAGGUUGUUAAUAAACAAGAUGCCACUGUGCAGUCUUCUAAUAAAGAAAGUAAUAUGGCAAAGGCCCUGUUGCGUCUUCAAGAUUUAGACAGAAGAUUGUUUCACAAUUGUGAUGUCAAAGGUGUUGAGCUGGCCACCGCACCCACUUGUGUUGCUUAUAUGCAUCCUGAAACUGCUCAAAAGUUUUCUUUAGAUUCUCUGCAGUUGGUCACACUUGUUCCAAGAUUGUCAUCAAAAGAUGGUGUUAAGACUCUUGAUAGCGAUGCAUUGAGAGUGAAAAGUGCCUCUCCCAAGGAAGCUAACAAUGGAACUUUAACUGACAAGAAAGAAUUUCGUCAAGCAAUUGUCCGCCUUUUGUUUUCCGAUUCAAUGGCUAAAGGACAUGUAAUGAUAGCUCGAUCCCUUCGUUUGUAUUUGAGAGCAGGGCUGCACUCUUGGAUUUAUUUAAAGGGAAGCAUUACUGAUUUGAAGGACAUUGCAUCACUUUCACUUUCUCCCUGUUACUUUAAGAUGCCUGGACAAGAUAAGCCUGUUGAGAAGCCUGGUCUAGAACUGAUUGACAUCGAUAAACUUCAGAAACCAAGAAAAACUAGCUUGGACACCUAUAUGGAUGCUGUAGAUUGGUCAAUCCACGACAAAAUUUUUGCUUCUCUGUCACAAGACUUUCCUUCUAAACAGGAAGAAGAGACUGGUUAUCUGCCUGAUAAUAAAAAGGGAUUGAGAAGACUUCUUCAAGCAUGGUAUCGUGCACAGCUUGAUGCUAUUGCUUCAACUUCUGGGGUGGAAGUUAAUUCAUUAAUUGUAGGUAAAGAAACUUUACUUCACUUUGAAGUGAAAGGAUAUGACUUUGGGAUUGAUAGGAAGACCAGGGAAAAGGCAUCUUCGUAUUCAAAUGGAUCUCUAAAGAACAGAAAUAAGACUGGUGGAAUGCAACUUGAAUUCUUGUAUGUGCUGAGUAUUCCUGAGGAAUCUGUGCACGGAAUAAAGGUGAAUGCAUACAGUCUUGCCUUUGAUGAAAGAAAAAAGGAUAAUCUUGGAGUAGGGUUGUUUGAAAGGCUGAAACUAGGUGGCCCUGUGUCCUUCUAUUCUUUGAAGGAAAGUAACUCUUUUACAGGGUUUAGUUCAAAUGCAUCAUCUUUGAGCUGGAUGGGGACAACUGCUUCUGAUGUGAUUAACAGAUUGAUGGUGUUGUUAUAUCCUCCUUAUAGCACGUGGUUUAAUACAUACAAUCUUCCUCUGCCUGGGCACAUUCUAAUACAUGGACCUCACGGUUCUGGAAAAACCACUUUAGCAAGAGCUGUUGCAAAAUCCCUUGAAGAGCGUGAAGACCUCUUUGCCCACAUAGUUUUUGUAAGCUGCUCUGGACUCACUUUAGAUAAAGCCUCGGCCAUUCGUCAAACCCUUUCUGCUUCCAUAUCUGAAGCAUUAGAUCAUGCACCUUCCCUUGUCAUCUUUGAUGAUCUGGAUACCAUUGUGUCAGCCUCUUCUGACUCUGAAGGAUCACAACCUUCAACAUCGGUUGUUGCGCUGACAAAAUUUCUCUCAGAUUUUAUAGAUGAAUAUGGGGAAAAAAGGAAGAGCACAUGUGGAAUUGGCCCGAUUGCCUUUAUAGCCUCUGUGCAGACUCUGGAGAAUAUUCCACAGUCAUUGAGCUCUUCAGGAAGGUUUGACUUCCAUGUGCAACUGCCUGCUCCUGCUGCCUCAGAACGCGAGGCUAUAUUGAAGCAUGAAAUCCGGAGGCGUUCCUUACUGUGUUCUGACGACAUUUUGCUUGAUGUGGCUUCCAAAUGUGAUGGAUAUGAUGCAUAUGAUCUGGAAAUAUUGGUAGAUAGAACUGUACAUGCUGCCAUUGGCCGAUUUUUGCCUUCUCAUUCUACUUCUGAAAAGCAUGACAUACCCACAUUAAUCAAGGACGACUUCUCUCGGGCAAUGCACGAGUUCCUUCCAGUUUCUAUGCGUGACAUCACUAAAUCUGCCCCUGAAGGUGGCCGUUCUGGGUGGGAUGAUGUUGGUGGUCUUAGUGACAUAAGGAAUGCUAUUAGAGAGAUGAUUGAAUUGCCUUCAAAGUUCCCGAAUAUCUUUGUCCAAUCUCCUUUACGCUUAAGGUCAAAUGUUCUCUUAUACGGUCCUCCUGGUUGUGGCAAAACUCAUAUUGUUGGUGCUGCUGCUGCUGCCUGUUCUCUUCGAUUCAUAUCAGUGAAAGGACCUGAGCUGUUGAACAAGUACAUUGGUGCUUCUGAACAAGCUGUUCGUGAUAUUUUCUCAAAAGCUGCAGCUGCAGCACCAUGUAUUCUAUUUUUUGAUGAAUUUGAUUCCAUUGCCCCAAAACGAGGGCAUGACAAUACUGGAGUAACUGAUCGUGUUGUUAAUCAAUUUCUAACUGAAUUAGAUGGCGUUGAAGUUUUGACUGGAGUUUUUGUUUUUGCUGCAACAAGUAGACCAGAUCUACUUGAUGCUGCGUUGUUGAGACCUGGUCGGUUAGAUCGCCUUCUUUUCUGUGAUUUUCCAUCUCGGAAGGAGAGGCUGGAAAUCCUAGCAGUUCUUUCUAGAAAGCUGCCUCUUGCCAAUGAUGUUGACAUAGAAACAAUAGCUGCUAUGACAGAAGGAUUUAGCGGUGCUGACCUACAAGCUCUUCUCUCCGAUGCGCAGCUUGCGGCAGUUCAUGAACAUUUAAGCAGUGCAGACAUGGGUGACCCUGGUAAAAUGCCAGUCAUAACUGAUGGUAUUUUAAAGACCACUACUUCCAAAGCAAGACCAUCGAUAUCUGAAGCUGAGAAGCAAAGACUCUUUGGUAUUUAUAGCCAAUUCUUGGAUUCAAAGCGAUCUGUUGCUUCACAGUCAAGGGAUACAAAAGGCAAAAGAGCUACUCUAGCAUAAGAAUCUUCUGAGGGCCAAACAACAAGAUCAGUCAUGUAACUUAUACUUGACAAAUAAACAAGUGCUUCUACUCAAUAUCAUGGAUGGAGUCUGUGCAAUCUUUUCCGGAAAAAAAAAUAAAAAUCAAUAGUGCAAUUUGUUCCCAAUUUAAGAUCUAAUCAGAGACCCCUUAUCAUCCUCAUGACUUUAUAUACUAUAUAGAAUUGGAUUGUUCAUUCUUCGAUAGUUAAUAGAUAUGUUGAUGUAUGAAUACUGUAAAGUGGAUAUAGGCAUAGAGCACUUGCUUAUACAGUUCCGUCCAUUAUUAUGUACAACUGUAGACAUAACCAAGGACAAAGGCACGUAGCGAAGGUUCGCUCAGCACAUACUUUUCUCAAACGCGCACCUGCACUUGACUCGGAUGAUAGUGAACAAGAGAACUAAGAAGUCCAUUUCUUUUGUGCUUAGGAAAGCAAGCACAUGGGAACGUGAUGGAAUGAAGAAACUGGGAGGCUUUCCUAGCAAUUGUCGAAAGACCUCAUGAGGUAUAAUUUCAACUAUCUUGUGUUGAUGAUCUAGCAUCCUUAUGAGUGACAAGGUUAUAUUUGAGACUUGAGCAGUUUUCUUAAUGGAGGUCUUUAGAGACUUAUUUUGACGAUCAACAGUUUUUGUGAAUAAAACAUUAAGAGGACGAAGGUCGUUUUCUUUUAAUCA